AGAUGGCCUCGUCAAGAGGCGACGAAGUCCUGGACAUCGUCUUAGUUUUCGGUAAUCAGUAGGCUUAGUAGAGAAGAGAAAUAGCCGUUAUGUUCUCUGCCUAAAUCGUCUAAAUAAAUAAUCACUUAUUUAAUUAUUAUAAGCCUAGGCUACAUUAAUAUCAUGUAUCACAAGAAGAUACAUUUAUUUGUGUCAAGUUAACAACCUAGACCUAGGCCUAGUCCCGUCCAAGUAAGUAGGCCUAAGUAAAGUAAGUUGAGCUUAGGCUUUGCCUUAAGAAGUGCAUUGUAUGAUUGUUCUCAUUCAUAUUUUUUUUAAUGACAUAAUUAUGAGUCAUGAUCAUUACUUGAUUUUGUAAAACACUAAUAAAAAAAAAAGUAAUUUCCUUGUAAUCCCUUUGGCUUCCUUAGCCUCAUAUUGACAUUGCCCUGUAAGUAUAAGUCAUAUUAAGUUAUGACUCAUACUCAUAUCAUUAGACAUUAUCAAUGAUUCAUAAUGAUUAGUCAUUAGAUAGACUAUUGUGAUUGUGGCCUAUAAAUAAAAUCAAUAAACAUAAAUUAUUACAAAUCUUACAUAAUGAAAUAAAUGUAAAUGAUGUAAGUCAAGUAAGCAGCAAGUGGUAGGUAAGUGACUUAAGCCUACCCCUACUACAUCCUUAAAAUUUUAAAUGUAAGAUUAAGACUCAUUAGUCAAUGUCCGUUGCCUUCAAAAUAAUAGGCUAAAUCAGACUCUAAGAAUUAAGCAUUGGACAUUGACAUUGAUAGUCAUCAUGACAGUCAUGUCAUUUAAUCCAAUUAUUAUUGUUAGUAAUAUUAGGCUAUGCCAAAUUUUGUGUUUUAUGAUGAAUGAAAAUCAUAUUUAAAGUAGGUUGGGUAUUCCAAAUCCAGCUAAAAUGUUCAAAUAAAUUUCAAAUACACAUAAAGUUAUAAUAGUAUGUAAAUGUAUGCUAUUGGCAUUGGAACGAGCUGGCUUCCAGAAAGACCAAUCUAAUCUUUCUAUCAAUUAUGAAGGGAAAGCUAUGAAUUUUAUCUAGAAUCCCCCCCUUCCUUUUUUUUCUCCUCUUCUUUCUCACCCUUCAGCUUUCUAUUUAAUGCUAUUAUAGCUAGACCCCAUAAAGUAUAUAUUUAUUGAACUUAGACUGAGGGGAAUCAUACUGGCUAUUUUUAAUGAUCUUUUAUACUCACUGACCUUGACUCUGGAGUAGUCAAGAAUAAAGAAAAUAAUGAAAAUUUUUCUUUUCAAUUACCUCAAACUGCCUUUUUUAAAGGCAUAUUAUUAUAAUGUCUAUAUAAUAUGAUAGCAUUUUUAUUAAUCUUUCAGAAAAUUUGUAUAUGUUUUAGUUAUUAAUAGAUUAAAAAAUUUCUUCUGAUACCUGUAAUUACGUUCAAGUAACCAAUCACGACAUAAACAAUAUAAACAUUACUAAAUAGCAAGAAACAGAUAAAAUUUAAAAAGCUGCUAUAUAAAUAUUUAAUCCAUAAAAUGAAACAUAAGAAAACAUAUGUAACACAACAUUAAAACAUUUUUUGUAGGUACAAAAUCAUCUGAAACAUAGUUUUGAACGAGACCUGUUGUUGCGGCAAUGCCUACUCGUUCUAGGCCUAGCACUAAAUUGUCCGAACUUUUGCUUUCUGACCCACUAGAAAAAUAAUUUAUUUUAUUGUCUUUGUGUGUGAUCGGAAAAUCAUCUUCCGAAUCACUUAAGUCAUUAACUAAAAAUAAUUAUCAAAAAGAUUCGUAACUGAUUUAUUUUGUAAACCAGACGAUCCAUCAAUUGCCUCAUCCACUUCGCAGAAAUCUACUGACACAAAUUUUCUUGAUGAAGAUCGUUGUAAAAAUAAUUCCAAGUUUAAAAAAAAAGUUCGUUUAUCUAUAAAAGGAAGUGGUUUUAUUUGGUGUAAAAUAUUGGACUGGAACUUAUUCUUUCGGCAUUUUUUAUCGGCCGAUAAAAUGGCCGACACAAUUUCGGAAGUGAAAAUUUGGCGAUGAAAUAAGCCAACGACAGUUGGUGUGUUAAAAUAUGAAUUUAGAAAAAAAAAAAAAUUUCAAUGAGGCGUAGAUUGUCCAAAAUUGUCACUAUAAGCCAGGACCUGUAAAAUAUAGUUAACAACACUGAAUUACCAAGCUCAGUAGCUCUAGCACACUUGUUAUCAAGUGUUUUUAAGUCAUGACCACAUUGAAAUAAAAGCAAAGUGACCCUUUCCACGUUAUAUUGCAACACCUUCAAACAUAAUUUAACAUAACUAUUUAAUGAAGAAAUCUAUCCCUAGGAAGUUUUCCAUGCAAACAGUUCGUUUUUAUCUUAAAGUUUAGUCAAAGAAAAGUUUAAAUUAAAAAUUCCAGCAUAGAAAUACAAUAUAUCAACGUUAAAAAAUACAUUUACUGAACAUGAGAUCGGCAGUAUACUUAAUUAAUAUUUAUACACUUGAAGUAAAAAAAAAAAAAAUACUGCUUGCGCAACGUGGAACACUGUAGCACACACUUCAUUUUAGGCAAAAAGGCUAUCAUCAAGUUUGUGACUUACCACUGUUGGCUGUUGUUUUGCAUUUGUCUUUAAAGCUAUGGAUGAAGCUCAAGGACAUGGUUGUGUUGCAUUGGUUAUCUUGAAUAGAUUAUUCAACUCAUGAGACCAUAUAAAAUCUUUCUAUUUCUAUUAUAUAGUGCAUAGCUAAUUAAUUUUCCAGUUGAUAUAAUCACACAAUUUUUAGAGGUAUGGCAAUAGUAGGAUAUUGUUGUGACUGAGAAAUUGAAACCUAACCAAAAAAAUGUCAAAAUGCAAUGAAAAAUUAGAAAAGUAAUAUCUUCGGUAACACUGGAAACUGAGGUUCCAAGUAAAAGUUUUCAGGCACCACUACAACCUGACACUCUGCAUCCUGCCUGUUGAAAAUCUUCUUAUAUUGAGAACAACCAGUACUACCUAGUCACAAAUGAUUUAUUUUCUAUGUAUGCCAAUGUUCACUUGUAUCACUUUUGAUGAGGAAAACCCUUAGAAUAGAUAACUUGCUGCUUCUGGCUACUCAAUUGUCACUUGAAUAAUUUUUUUUAAAAAUAUGGCUUGUUUAUCACACCCUCAUUGGUCUGUUGUGUAGUGGAGGGAGAUGAGGAGUAUACAGAAAUUUUAACUCAACAUUAAAUUCACCAAUUUGUGUCACUUGUUGACAGGUAAUGCCUCAGAAUGUUAAGUGUGGUUUAGGGCAAGCAUCAUGCUUGUAUCUGUCAUUUAUUAUCAGACGUUGGCCAGCCAAGGUGAUAGAAAAAUUGAGUCAUAAAAGAGUGACCAAUUCAGUUCCCAAGCUGUAGACGGUAUAGUUUGUUUUUGUUCUACUAAAAUGAAGAUCUAUUAAUUUGAAAUGUUUUAAUAAAUAAAUUUAAGUAGACCUGCCUACUGCAUCAAAUUGUUUGUAGUACAUAAACCCCAAUUUCUUUCUAGUAUGUAACCACCCUCAAAGUCAUAUUUUAAGUAACAAGCUAGUUUACAUUAUUUAAAGAUUCAAAGGACAACAAUCAUGAUUCUAAAUGAGGCUGCUAAAGUUGGCAGAACUCAGAUCAUUAAUGAAAACCAAAGAACCAAUCGAAGAUAAGCAGUAUGGUGUAAAAAUGAUAAGAAACAGCUUUUCACUUUUCACACAAAAUAAACAGUCUACUGCUUUUCUUUUUGAAAUUCAUAUUUUUUUCAUUUUGUUUUUUUGUUAUGGGAUGCAAAAAGCAUUAAACCUGCUGUUUAGUAACUAGUUAGGCAGGUCUGUGAAAGGAACAUAGCACCUUGUAGGGGCCAGAAGAUUUACAUCAUUUAAAUUACAUUUUUGUGCAAAAAAAGUCUUCAUGUUGUUACCGAAAGCAUUCUUGAUGUGUGAGGAUAAUUUUUAAAAAAGUAAAAUGUCUCCUGCAGGUCAGAAAAAAAUUCCUGUUCAUCUUGAUGUGUCAAACAUUGGUGGUGGGGCAGAGUACUUAACUGUGGGUCAUCUAUCAGAUGUUGUUUACAAGGAGACAAAUAUUGAACCCCUGUGUCAAAGGUUAAUUUACAGAGGUAUGGAGAAUCUGGAGUUUGUAUUAAGCUAAUGAAAUUAAUAAAAUAUAUAUAAGGUAAUUAAUGAAAUUAUGUAAGUGAUAUAAAGUUGAUAUAAGUAUGUAGGGCCUAUAGUGUUAUAAAGUUAAUGUCAUGUAUAUAAAUAGUAUGAAGAGAAGGUAAUUUCUACAAAGUAAUGUAUAAAGUCAAGUAAUAAAUUUAAUUAAUUAAUUUAAAGUGAUGUCAGGUUAAUUAUAUAAAGUAAUGUACAAUUAAUGUAAUUUAUAUAAAGUAAUAUAAAGUUACUUUAAUUUAUAUAAAGUCAUGUGAGAGUAAUGUAGUUUUUAUAAAGUAAUAUAAAUUUAAUGUAGUUUAUAUCAAGUAGUUUUUGUUUGGCAAAAUGUAAAUAAGAUGUCUAGCACAAUCAAUGAAUGAGAAGAGAAAGACACCAUGUUUAACAUUCAAAUAUUUAAAAAAACAAAGACUUUCAUUAUGUUGAAAUCACUCUUGAUCUUUCUUACAUGUGUAAGCAUUCUUUUCUAAUUGGAGCUGAUUCUGAUAAGCAUAACAUUUGUCCAAGACCGCAAACAACUCAAGCAUUACACCCAAGCUUGAAAGUUAUUCCAUUUUUUUUUCAACCUUAGGGAAAACGCUAUUCAAAGCAGAUGAUAAAGCCGUUGCUGACUGCUUGAAUGAAAGACUGUCAUCAUUUGGCGUUCGAAAUGGGGACAAGAUCAUGUUGCUUGGACGUAAGGUAUUUUUUUUUUAAAAACUUCAUUAUCAAUAAAUGUAUUUACUUAAUGUAAAAAGUGUCAAGUUUCAGAGACGAAACCAAGGAAUGUAAAAAAACAAAAAAACAAUUUGGAAUUUUUAACUUGAGAUUGUAAAGACCACAUAAAUAAUGUUAAUAUUUGGUCUCACGACUGUUAAAGUUGUAAGUGGGGGGUGGGGAAUCAAGAUUCAUUUUAUUCUUGAAAUUUAAACUAAAUAUCCUUUGGUCACCGUGGGUAAUUAUUUCUUUUGUUAACAUCUAAUUUUCAGACUUCAGAAAAGAAAAUUGAAAGCCCACCAAAAAGUGUACGUGUUCUUUUUCCAUGAUUCAAAACAGAGGAUAGAUGAUUUACUUUAAAACCAACCAUAUACUAAUUAACAUAUGUGGGAGGGAUUCCUACAAUACUUAAGCAUUUUUUCCUAAAAGGACCAUCACCAAAAGACAAUGGUGUAAUUUUAAAGUGUUGAAACUAUAAAGUCUGGGCAAGUUGUUUUAUAUGGACAAUCAGAACUUGGUUUUUCAUGUAUCAUAAUUGAAUUAUUUCACACAGGAGUUGUUAAUUAUCUUUUCCCUAUUUGAAUUUCAUAAAAAAUAUUUCUCCUGACUCUUUAAGUGUUUUCGUAACAGGAAAGUUCUGAGGCACACCUGCGACUUCAGGACCUGCAGGCCGAUGUUGAGAGGCUUUGCUCCCAGUGUGACCUGAGCGUCAGAGAAUGCCAAGGUCCUCUGGUAAAUAAAUCUCCUAAAAUCGGAAGCAUGAAUGAUCUAGGAACGCAUUUUUUAAACUGACAUUUGUGGAUAAAUCAUACGGAGACUUAUAGUUAAUAUUGCAUGUAACAGAUGUGAAUUUGAUUCAUUUUUCCAGAGUUGCAAAGAUAAUAUUUCAGUGAAUGCAGUGAGAUAUUCAUGAAUAAGUUUCUCUAAAACAGAGGCUAUUCAAUAACUGAAUUCACUAUUCAUAAUUGUACCACUUACCUAUUUUUUUGGUCUAUUGAUACAAUAGGUUCUAGGUUGUGCAACUGACCACACAAUUGCCUGCCACCAGUGUUCUCAUUUUAAUGACAUUGAAUGGACAUUACAGAUUUUUGUACUUUUUUAUAUUUUAGAGAAUCAGAUGACAACGUCAUGUAUUAAAUAAAUGAUAAUUUUCCUCAAAUAGGACCUGGAUGCUCUGAGAGCAAGCAAAAAGGGCUUAAUACUUGUGCAUGAAAAUGCCAUGAAGGUCUUGGAGCAGAUUGACUCCUUGAGCUCUCACAAUAACGAGGACUUCAGGAAGCUUAGGAAGAGUCUCGUCAACACGAUACAGGUGAAAAAACAUUUAUCCGGUUAUUGUUUGGUGCAAGUGUGACAUUUAGUCUAUUUGAAUGGUUUCUGCUUGUGAUCCAUCUUAAUUAUCAAUUCCCUUUCCCUUCUCCUCUGUCUCUUCUGCAAGUGUGACAUUUAGUCUAUUUUAAUGGUUUCUGCUUGUGAUACAUCUUAAUUAUCAAUUCCCUUCCCCUUCUCCUCUGUAUCUCCAUGAAACAUAAUUAAACUGGUUCCAAUGGUUAGUCCCCUCAAAAAAAAUUCCCCACACAUUAUUGCGGAAAAAAUAUUAUUUUUUCACAAUGUGGAACAAGAUUAUUCCUCAAACUGAUGGCUCUUAAAGACAGAGUAUUCCCCCACAUUGAUGAUUGCACAAAUGGAAUAACCCUCAUAUUUGUGUGUGUGUAUUUGUUCCACUUAAAUCUAGGGCGUAAAACUGAAAGAACAUUUUUUUUAUGGUCAGACUUUCAAUGCACCAAUGCAAAUCAUUUUCUUCAAAUGGGAAAUUGCUGUGUGUGGCAUGUGAAAAAAAAUUACUUUAUUUUGAUGUUAAAAAUAUUAUUUUAAUUAAGGAAUAAAUGUGUUCAGACAUUCAUUUGGGGAUUAAAUAAUUGUCCAUUCACGUUUCACUUGAUGCACUCUCAAUAAAAUAAAUUGUUAUGAAAUGAGUACUUGCUAUGUCAGUGAUUUCUUAACCUUGAGUUCUGCUGACACAAACGACCAGAAUGAAUAGUCUGAAAAUGAAUAAGGUCAUUACCAUUUUAACCCUAGCAUCCUGAAGUUGAUUUUAUUUUGGCCUCUGCUUUGUGCUUAAGUUUUUUUUUGUUUUAUUUUUUUCACAGUAUUGUUUCUUUUAAAGUUUAGUUGGACUAAUUGGUUGUUAAAAGUAUGAUGUAUCAUAUUAUUUUAUUCUUUAUAACGGCAACAGUAGAUUUAUAUUUCAUCAUUAAACAGUUUCUUUUUACAUAUAGAAAUGUCAAUACUGAAUUUAAAAAUAGCAGUCAUAGAGCCAUUAUGAUGGACAUUUUUUUCUGUAUUUCUUGAAAAUGUUUCAUUUAAAAAAAUAUAUAUAUUGUAUGUAUAAAACAAAACAAUGUGCUUAUUAUUCCCAUUUAGAUUUUAAAUUUGAUUCUAAGAGCCAGAAGGCCCCUUUUUGUUCUUUGAAUGAUUAACAUAAUAAUAUGUUUUCACAUAUUAAAACACAAUUUUCCACUAUGAUUUUAUGAAGUAAAUGUUAUUUUCUUUUACUUCAUUUAGUAAGUCUUUGGUUUCUCUUAUAAUAAAAAAAUAAUUUCUGGGCUGAGGAAAAGGAAAGAAUGUUUUGAAUAUCAUUGGUUUCAUUUUCAUUUAGGAAAUAAGAUUAAAAAUGCCUUAAGCUUAAAGGGUUGUGAGUAAUUCUUUUUUUUAAUCCACCUUUUUUUUUUUUGCAGGCCAAGCUAGAUAUAUGUGAAAAACAAAUGGCAGAAGUCUCUGAGAAAAUCCAAGCUUUGGAAAACAAUGCACAUGGCAGCGGCAGUUAACCUUAGCUGGAUCUUAGUAUUAUUUCAUCAUGUUGUUGUAAAAAAUCCAUCUUGGUUAUACUAGGAUAACCUGCAUGUCUGAUCAAAUCAAUUUAAUGAUUGUGAGAGAAACAUAAUAACUGAACACAGACAUUUUGGAAAUCAGUCAAAUAUAAUUUUAUUUCAUGUGUUUACAAUAUUUAACUUUUCAGUUUCAUGGUAGAUUUUUAUGAAAUUCAAAUUUUUUUUUGCAAAUAAAAGGGUUUUUAAAAGUAAAGGCAAUUUAAGAAUGAUUUCAGAAAUAAUUUCUUUUUUUUUGUUGUAAACCUUAUCUCUUGACAUGAUUUUAAACCAUCAUAAAACUUAUAAAAACUUAGCUGAUAAUAAAUAAUUGUCAUAAAAUAAAUUAAGUUGAUAUAAACUUAUGUUGUCUUCAUAAUAUCUUAGGUUUGUUAUUACAGUAUUUACAAAGUUACCAUAACAUAUGCGUUUCAUUUGACAUAUUUUUCUCUGUAAUAUUAUUGCAGAUUUAAAAUAAGAAGGGAUUGUGCAUAGAUCAUCACAUAAAAUGCUGGUCCUUAUCUCAGAUUAUAGAAAUGGGACGAUCUUUCAUUCACUUUCCUAUGCCUUUAUGAUAAGCCAUUCUUGCCAUGACAUCAGAAAAUAUUUUAAAAAAUCAAAGUGUUUUAUUUUAUUCUUCAUUCCUACUCUAAAACUUUCUCACAUAAAAAUAAUUUUUUUUUAAUGCAGUAUUAUUUUGUCUAGACGUUUUAGAGAAAGGUAAACAUUGUAAUUUAACUAAAUGACUAAAUACAAUAACAACUAUAAGAAGGAAUUAGAUGUGAAAUAUUUUUAGAACCUAAUGAAAUAAAAUUUAAUUAAAAGUCAAUUUUGAUUUUCAAUUAAAAUAAUCAACUAUUUUCAAUUAUCAUGUGUAAAUUCUUCUCCAUGGUGGCAGGUUGAAGGGCACUUGCCCAAUUUGGCUACAUGGUUCAAAUAAUGAUGGCGAUAUUUUUUAAAGUUUAAAUGAUGAAGAUACAAUUCUAACUUGUGACCAGUAACCCAAACAAAUCUGCAGUAAUGUAAUGUAAAUGAAGGCAAGUUAACAAAUGACCUUGACACUGUAACAUUAUUCAUGCAUGUGAAUACUGGAUAUUGUUUAGGGAGCAGUUAGUUUUUAUUUUAUUCUUCCCAAUUGUUAGGCAUCAAAUUGUUUUCAGUCGAUGCCGAAUCCAUCACUUAGCACUGUAAUCUACAAGUUCAACUAAAGUAAAAUAUGAGAUACGCUAACUGACCUAAAAAAUAAACGUCCCUUAUUCAAUAUGAAGAAUAAGUUUCAUGAGUUGAGCUGUUGCUGUAUGUUGAAUAGUAAUUGGAUGCAUUUACUGUGAGUAAAUAACUAAACCAGCAACUUGUGUUUCACUUGAGCCAUUAACAUCAAUUCUAACAUUGCAUGAACUUACUUGGCACUGAGAUGAUAUAUGAUAACAUGAUUUUUAUUAUGAUCUAAUUUUUUUAAUUGUCUUUUCUAUCAAUAAAAUAGCUGAAGGUGUAAA
Molecule: messenger RNA, 9135 nt
Organism: Lymnaea stagnalis (great pond snail)
Lineage: Eukaryota; Metazoa; Mollusca; Gastropoda; Lymnaeidae
Source: the annotation of a GenBank genome assembly